This is a messenger RNA of Plasmopara halstedii, 306 nucleotides long. RefSeq lists its product as uncharacterized. The record is from RefSeq and is a predicted model, not a curated record. The transcript is spliced from 2 exons. Lineage: Eukaryota; Oomycota; Peronosporomycetes; Peronosporales; Peronosporaceae. Bases 1 to 306 code for a protein of 101 amino acids.
AUGCCCGCGAAGGUGUCUAUUGCUCAGAGGAAGCUGAUCAGUGGCAAUAAUAUAUCAAGUCAAUAUGUAACGUUGAGCAGUGAUACGUCGUCGAAUAUGAUUGCACUGGCCAAGAAGUUUGCACUGCAUAUAUGCAUUGAUUGUUCGCACCAAACGCGCCGAAUGGUGCUGAAACUACAUUAUUUUGGGGUCACUUUGUCAUCGCAGCGUCCUUUAAACGGGGAGUGCUGGUAUGUCAAUCAUAUCUGGAGUUUCUCGUUUAGUAUCAGCAAAUUGUGUAUUGCGUCAACCAAGAAAAUAAAAUGA